GAGGGAGGGGCUGGUGUUUCUUUUUUCUGCCAAGUCAUCGCACAAGUCAUAGAAUCCUUUGUACCUGUGAUCAGAGGGCUUGAUACCCACACCAUUUGCUUGGAGUCCUUCUGCAAGGCAGCCUUGUGAUACACUGAGGAUGUCUCAGAGCGUCAAGUCCUUCUACGACCUCAGCGCCGUCACCCUGGACGGGGACAAGCUGGACUUCAAUAAUUUACGAGGCAGGGUGGUCUUGAUCGAGAAUGUGGCUUCCCUCUGAGGCACGACCACAAGGGACUUUACCCAGCUCAACGAACUCCAGCGGCGCUACCCGCACCGCUUCGUCGUGCUGGGCUUCCCUUGCAACCAGUUCGGCUACCAGGAAAACAGUCAUAAUGAGGAGAUACUCAAUUCUCUGAAGUAUGUCCGGCCUGGAGGUGGCUUUGAGCCCAAUUUCACCAUGUUCCAGAAGUGCGAGGUCAAUGGUGUUGGCACACACCCCAUUUUUGCCUUCCUGAAGGAGAAGUUGCCCGUCCCUUCGGAUGAUCCCUUAUCCUUGAUGAAAGAUCCCAAAUUCAUCAUCUGGAGCCCCGUCUGCCGAUCAGAUAUUGGCUGGAAUUUUGAGAAAUUUCUCAUCGGGCCUGACGGAGAACCUUUCAAGCGCUACAGCAAAAUGUUCGAAACCAUCCAGAUUGAACCUGACAUCCAAAGGCUAUUGAAAAUUGCCAAGUAAAGAAUCCAAGUUAGCAGAAAAAGCAAGGAGGCGGAUUACAUAUCACUUUCACUAAUGAGAAAGAUGCACAAUCCUUUUCGUUGACCCGUAUGGAUAUAAACCCUAAAAAUCAAGCACAGAAUUUGGUUGCAGUCCAAAAAGAUUAAGAGAUGUGGUGAUAUUUUUAGCCUAAUCAUUUGAACUUGCAUCUACCUUGCCGUCUACCCUUUUCCAUCUUUGUAAAUUUCAGUUUGCUACCUAAUCCUCUUAAUCCUUUAGUAAACUUCCUUCCGGUUGAAGAAAUAUUUGUAGUUAAAACAAACUGCAUUUUGUAAAUUUUUUUUGUAUCACAUUUUGGAACAUACUCUCUUUGCUAACAUUUUGUCUUUCUCAUUGUUCAUCUGAAAAUUCUAAAGGAUCUUUUUAUUCACUCUAAAAUGAUAAUCUGAGAUUUAGUUUUGUACACAUCAGGAACUUAUGCAGUCCUGCUGAAUGUCUUGUUGUCCAUGUGGACUGAAAAUACCGCGCAUAAAGAUUUAGGGACACAAGACAGUUUUUGUGGAUAAGAACAUAAGAAAUAGGAACAGAAGUAGACCAUUCAGCCCCUCGAGCCUGCUCUGCCUUUCAAUAAGAUCAUGGCUGAUCAUCUUGUGUUUCGAUUUCCACAUUCCCAUCUAACCCUGAUAACCUUCAAUUCCCUUGCCUAACAAAACUCUAUCAACCUCUGCCUUAAAAAUAUUCAAUGACCCCGUCUCCACCGCCUUCUAAGGCAGAGAAUUCCAAAGUCGCACAACCCUCUGAGAGAAAAAAAUUCUCCUCAUCUCUGUCCCAAAAGGGCGAGCCCUAAUUUUAAAACAGUGCCCCCUAGUUCUGGACACAUCCUUUUGAUAUCCACCUUGACAGGGCCAUUCAGGAUCUUGUAUACAUCAAUCAAAUCACCCCUCACUCUUCUAAACUCCAGUGGAAACAAGCCCAGCCUGCCCAAUCUUUCCUCAUAAGACAACCCACUUAUUCCAGGUAUCAAUCUAGUAAACUUUCUUUGAACCGCCUCCAAUGGGUUAAACCACAGCAGUAAUAAAAGGUGACACCAUCUAAUACCCCAAUGUAAAACUGUAAAUGUUCUUCUAGCUAGUCAACCCCCUAUGGCAUCUCCAAGUUACUCUGCAGCAAACCCCAAAAAGUGCCGAGGAUUUGCUUUGUCUGAAAUGAUGCGUUGUAGAAAUAGUUAUACUUCCGUUAGAAGUUUUUUUUUGUUGAAAACAGUGCUUCCAUUCUUCAGAACUUUACCGAAUGACGGUAUCAUCCUAAAUCCAAUGGGGAAGAUGCCAGAAAAACAGAGAAAGUUGCUGAGAUGUCUGGAUGUCACCGUUUGAAACUUCUUGGAAGUGUGAAUUUUGGGAAGCAAAAAUGACUAGUAAAAGAAUAUCUGAAAACAAA
Messenger RNA from Carcharodon carcharias (great white shark), 2128 nucleotides. It is a transcript of the gene gpx2, whose product is annotated as glutathione peroxidase 2. Lineage: Eukaryota; Metazoa; Chordata; Chondrichthyes; Lamniformes; Lamnidae. The record is from RefSeq and is a predicted model, not a curated record. Gene Ontology annotation, biological process: response to oxidative stress. The transcript has 2 exons. Gene Ontology annotation, molecular function: glutathione peroxidase activity.